AUGGCGAGCGCAACGGAGCAGACACCGGUGCGGACACUUGCUCAGACAAGACCGGUAUUUGCCGCAGCUGAUGCUGCACAUGCUGGUACGACUCACUGUCAUUCCAGCGAUGCACAGCAUCGCGCGCGGCUCCAUCUUGCCCGGUGGUUGCUGCAGCCGUGUAUCAAGGUCGUUGGCGACCUGCGCGGGAGGCAUUUGGACAGCUUCAGGACCUUCCUUUCUGGCGCUUUGAUCAGUCGCCAUGUCGGUCUCGCCGUCUGCUCAUCUGCCCACUGUUUUGCCCCCCUUGCCUUGAACCGCGCUCGCAGUGCGCGUCGACCGAAUGAUCUGCCGCCCGACAUCGCCUCCAGCUAUGGAUUUGGAUAUCUACCAUUUCAUUGA
Messenger RNA from Penicillium maclennaniae, 381 nucleotides. RefSeq lists its product as uncharacterized. The transcript has a single exon. The record is from RefSeq and is a predicted model, not a curated record. Bases 1 to 381 code for a protein of 126 amino acids. Lineage: Eukaryota; Fungi; Ascomycota; Eurotiomycetes; Eurotiales; Aspergillaceae.